Messenger RNA from Apis laboriosa (Himalayan honeybee), 1644 nucleotides. Its product is annotated as pH-response regulator protein palI/prr-5-like. Gene Ontology annotation, molecular function: carbohydrate binding; galactoside binding. NCBI's taxonomy places the organism in Eukaryota, Metazoa, Arthropoda, Insecta, Hymenoptera, Apidae. The record is from RefSeq and is a predicted model, not a curated record. Bases 156 to 1610 code for a protein of 484 amino acids. The transcript is spliced from 6 exons.
CAAGCUGGAAACGUCAGCACUCUAAAUAGAAAUGUCUUGAGAGAAGCGCAAGAGAAGUGCGGAAUUCUCCAUCUAUACAGUAUUUGUUACUUUGUAAUUGCAUAUUAAGAUAUAAACUUCUAUUUAUAUUUGCAACGUAGAAUCAAAUUAUAAUAAUGUCAUCUGAGCCAAUAUUAAAUCCUCCUAUUCCUUAUGUGGGAUCCAUUGAAGGAGGUUUAAAACCUGGAAAAAUGGUAAAAAUUCAAGGCAAAGUUUCUCCUGAUGCUGUACGUUUUGCUAUAAAUUAUCAACUAGGACCUAAUUUAAAUCCAAGAGAUGAUAUAGCUAUUCAUGUUUCACCACGCUUUCCAGAAGGAUUUAUUACUAGAAAUCAUAUAGAAUCAAUGACUUGGGGUAUAGAAGAAAAUGAAGGUCCUAUGUUGAUACAACCUGGCCAAGAAUUUGAAAUUCUUCUUUUAUGUGAUCAUAAAUGUUAUAAAAUUGCCAUAAAUGGCAGACAUUUUACAGAAUUUAAUCAUCGAUUAUCAUAUGAUAAAGUGACACAUUUGGUUAUUGAUGGUGAUGUAGAAAUACAAUCCAUCUCAUAUGAAAUUGUACCUAUAGAUCCGCCUAAUUCUCCUAAAGUAUUAUCUACACCAGAUGUACCUAUUGCUAACUUUGGCCCACCACCUCCUGGAGGAUUAUAUCCUACAAUACAAGGUGGAUAUGGUCCAUCUCCAGGUCCUGGUUAUGGCCCACCUCCUUCAGGUCCUGGUUAUGGUCCACCACCUUCAGGUCCUGGUUAUGGUCCUCCACCUAAUGCAUAUGGAGGUUUUCCUCCAAAAUCAUAUGGAUAUCAACCUGGAUAUGAAAAGCCUGAAGAAGAAGAUGCAUUUAGUGGUUGUUUGGAUAAAGUAGGCCUUGCAUUAGGAGGAUUAGUUGCUGCAGGAGGUAUAGCAGCUGCUGCACAUGCUAUAAAUAAAAAAAAAGAAGAAGUUGAAAAAGAUCAAGAAAAGUCUGAUGCUUCUAAAUCAAAAACAGAAAGUGAAAGUGGCUUAGGAAACCUUGGCUCUUUGGGUGCAGCUUUAGCAAGCAGUUUAGUGACCAAUGCUUUAAGUAAUUCGCAUGCACAACAAGGCUAUCCCUCCCAGCAAUCAAGUAAUAGUGGUGGUGUAUUAGAUUCUAUUCUUGGAGCAUUAGGUGGAAGUAGUGGAAAUAAUAUAGCACCACCUCCUACAAAUCAGCCAAGUGAUCCAUUGACAGGAGCCUUAGGAUCUAUUAUUGGUGGUGUUUUUGGUAAUGAUGGAAAUCAAAAAUCAAAUUAUCAGCCUUCAGGAGGUUAUGGAAAUUAUCAACCUUCUGGUGGAUAUUCUAACCAACAAUCAAAUUCAGGUUCAGAUCUUUUAUCUGGAAUAGGAUCAGCAAUUGGCUCUUCUUUGUUUAGUUCAGCUUUAGGAGGUCUUACAAAACAUGGUAAAGAUAAAUCUCACGAAGAUAAUCAUUCAACUCCCCCAUCAACUUAUACAUCAAAUUCUAUGAGACCUUCUGAUAGUUCUGCUUCUAAUGAUUCUUCUUCAGGACAUAAUCUAACAGCAGAAGAAAUUUCAAAAGGCCUAGGUUUGGAUGACUAAAGUAAGUUCAAAUAAAAAUUCACAUAUAAUGAAA